AUGCUUAAACCUCCCGGCGCUGUAUGGCCCCACAACAAAUUCAGGUUGAGCAAGGCUUUCAUGGCUCUUAAUCAUACUGCUGCCCUGUCACUUUACGUGUUCCAUCCGCGAACCACUCGCGUCGUGGGCUCGAGUUCCGUCAGAAGGGGUGACAAGAGAACUGGAGAGGACCCAAAUUGCAAUUCAGCCCAAAUGAGUCCAUUAGAAACUAGCCUCCUAUCGGCAAAAUAG
Molecule: messenger RNA, 231 nt
Organism: Protopolystoma xenopodis
Lineage: Eukaryota; Metazoa; Platyhelminthes; Monogenea; Polystomatidea; Polystomatidae
Source: the annotation of a GenBank genome assembly